AUGUCAGGGCUAGGGUCUGCCGUGCAGCGUAAGCGGUUUGCUGUAUCGCAGCCCUACGAAAGGCGUACAGCAAUCCCAAAUUCCCCCAGCGCAACGGUAUCCAACCAUGCUACUGCGGUUCCAAGUGAACCAGUUUCUCUGGCUUCGUUACAAAAGGAGCUGAGAGAAAUGCGGAGCGAUAUCCGUGAAUCACUGAGGGAAAUAAAGACCACCUUAAGGGACCUAGAAAGUAAGGUGGAAAGAAAUUUCAAGGACUUCGAAAAGAAGGUUAUACAAAUGCCAGAAAGAGCGGAAUGUCAGGUCCAGGGCCAGCUGAUGAGGGAGGUGAAAGUGGUGAUGACAAGAGUUCACCAGAGUAUUGCGCGCAUCACGGGAGAUGCUCUGAGUCCUGAGUAUAUCAAGAUUCAGAGUAUGCUCCCAAUAACAUCGCAGGAUGCGAUUAUUACUCUGGAGCAGCUCUUGAAUACCAAGCCAUACUCCGAAGCAAUGCUAAAUAUUUUGCUGAAGCUGAGGGGUGCAAAAGAAUGCAUCAAAGGGGUGAUGAAGCGCGUUUACUCCGAUGCCUUGAUGUUCCAUUACAAUUUUGAGGGGAAAGCCAACAAUUCGGCGCUUUUGGGCCUCAAAAGUCUGGAACUCAUUUUCGAUACAUUUAAUAGUACCCCGAAAAGCGAAGUCAUCGCAGAAAUUCGGAAAGCGGUACUAAUGAGCCACAACCGGCAUAAAAUGUAA
This is a messenger RNA of Anastrepha obliqua, 729 nucleotides long. RefSeq lists its product as uncharacterized. Lineage: Eukaryota; Metazoa; Arthropoda; Insecta; Diptera; Tephritidae. Bases 1 to 729 code for a protein of 242 amino acids. The record is from RefSeq and is a predicted model, not a curated record. The transcript has 7 exons.